This is a messenger RNA of Pyricularia pennisetigena, 1137 nucleotides long. RefSeq lists its product as uncharacterized. The coding region runs from base 1 to 1137 and encodes 378 amino acids. Gene Ontology annotation, molecular function: serine-type endopeptidase activity. The transcript has a single exon. Gene Ontology annotation, biological process: proteolysis. The record is from RefSeq and is a predicted model, not a curated record. NCBI's taxonomy places the organism in Eukaryota, Fungi, Ascomycota, Sordariomycetes, Magnaporthales, Pyriculariaceae. Gene Ontology annotation, cellular component: extracellular region.
AUGGAGCUCUCCAAAUACCUUGCCUUCCUGGCAGUCGUCCUGCCCGUCGUCUACGGUGCACCGACUGAGGCCUCGACCAGCCUCCACCCCAAGAUCCUGGCUGCCAUGAAGCGUGACCUUGGACUGGACGCUGAGGCUGCCACUGCUCGCGUUGCCUUUGAGCACGCGGCGGUCGACAUCAUCGAGCAGCUGCGCACCUCGACCGGCAACUCGUUCGCCGGUGCUUGGAUCUCGGACAACGGCGCCACCCUCAACGUCGGCAUCACCGAUGAGAGCCUCGCGGCCCAGGUGACUGCUGCCGGCGCCAAGCCGGCCAUCGUGUCCAGCAGCCUCUCCAAGCUCGAGCAGGCCAAGGAGGCCCUCGACAAGCUGAACGCCGACCAGCCCGAGACCCUCCGGGCGAGCUCGGCCGCCUCGGGCAUUGCUUCGUACUACGUGGAUGUUACUGCCAACAAGGUCGUCCUGGAGGCGCUUGCCGACAGCGUCGCCCACGCCGAGUCGCUGGCCACCCAGGUCGGACUCGCCCCGUCCGAGUUCGAGGUGCGCACCGUCGAGGAGAUGCCGUCCACCUUUGUGACUAUUCGAGGCGGCGACGCCUACCGCAUCGGCUCUAGCCGCUGCUCCGUCGGCUUCUCGGUCACGACGGGCUUCGUGUCGGCCGGCCACUGCGGCAAUGUGGGCACUUCGGUCCAGACCAGCACGGGCGCCUCGCUCGGCUCCUUCGCCGGCAAGGUCUUCCCAGGCAGCGCCGACAUGGCCUUCAUCCGCACCGUGAGCGGACACACCCUCACCGGCACCAUUAACGGCUACGGCCGGGGCAACCUCCCCGUCUCGGGCAGCACCGCCGCCGGCGUCGGGUCUAGCAUCUGCCGCUCCGGCUCCACCACGGGCGUUUACUGCGGUACCGUCGGCGCCCUCGGCGCUACAGUCAACUACGCCCAGGGAAGCGUCACCGGCCUUACCCGCACCAGCGUGUGUGCUGAGCCCGGCGACUCGGGCGGUUCCUUUUACUCGGGCGCCCAGGGCCAGGGCGUGACCUCGGGAGGCUCGGGUAACUGCGCUUCCGGCGGCACCACUUACUUCCAGCCACUGAACAGGAUUCUUUCUACCUACGGUCUUACGCUGGUCAGGUCUUAG